Messenger RNA from Clarias gariepinus (North African catfish), 2173 nucleotides. RefSeq names its product debranching RNA lariats 1 (gene dbr1). Gene Ontology annotation, biological process: mRNA splicing, via spliceosome. Gene Ontology annotation, molecular function: RNA lariat debranching enzyme activity. The coding region runs from base 181 to 1908 and encodes 575 amino acids. Gene Ontology annotation, cellular component: nucleus. The record is from RefSeq and is a predicted model, not a curated record. The transcript is spliced from 9 exons. Lineage: Eukaryota; Metazoa; Chordata; Actinopteri; Siluriformes; Clariidae.
GCGCACUGUGCACGGAGGGAGAGGGCACAGUUCUGCUCUAACGGCUGCUAUGACAAAAUUGCUCUGACGUCGCGUGCUACACACACAGGGUGUAAAGGUGUAGAGAUGGGAUGCUAAUGGCACUCACACCAAAGAUUUAAAAGGAUCUGCUGACAAACAAACAAACAAACCGAGGCAGAGAUGAGAAUAGCAGUGGAAGGCUGUUGCCAUGGUGAGCUGGAUAAGAUCUACGAGACCAUUGGCUACCUGGAGCGUAAGGAAGGCGUUAAGGUGGACGUGCUGCUGUGCUGUGGGGAUUUCCAGGCUGUGAGGAAUGAAGGAGACCUGAAGUGCAUGGCAGUGCCACCCAAGUACAGGCACAUGCAAACCUUUUACAAGUACUACUCAGGGGAGAAGAAAGCGCCGGUCCUGACCAUCUUCAUCGGAGGCAAUCAUGAGGCUUCUAACUAUCUGCAGGAGCUGCCGUAUGGAGGCUGGGUAGCCCCGAAUAUAUAUUACAUGGGAUAUGCUGGCGUCGUUCGCUACAGAGGCAUACGCAUCGGUGGACUUUCUGGAAUUUUCAAAACGCACGAUUACAGAAAAGGGCACUAUGAGUUUCCUCCGUAUGAUCAGGAAACCCUGCGCAGCGUCUACCACAUCAGGAACAGUGACGUCUUUAAGCUGAAACAGAUCCGUAUGCCCAUCGAUGUGUUCCUGACGCACGACUGGCCGCGGGGCAUCUACCACUAUGGGAGCACGGAGCAGCUGCUAAGGAAGAAAAAGUUCCUACGCGAUGAGGUGGAGUCAGGGACGCUGGGUAGUCCAGCUGCCGCUGAGCUCCUCAAUCACCUACAGCCCAGCUUCUGGUUCUCAGCACAUCUGCAUGUCAAAUUCGCCGCCAUGAUGCAGCACGAGGCCAAGAGUAAUGCUGCUCCUAAGACCACCAAGUUCCUCUCUCUGGACAAAUGUCUUCCUUACAGAGACUUCCUUCAGGUAGUGGAGAUACCGGACAGACCUGGCUCCUCUGAACAGCUGGAGUACGAUCCAGAGUGGUUAGCCAUCUUAAAGGCCACCAGCCGGCUUCAGAAACCCUCUCCAAACAUUUGGCACCCACCUGAGAAUAACGGACUUCACACACGUUGGGACUACAGUGCAUCAGAGGAGGCCAUGAUGGACAUUGUGAGUGCUUUAAAUGGUGAGCUGAGCAUCCCUGAGAACUUCAGUCCAACAGUGCCCGCGUAUGACCCCUCUCACCCUCAGCCCCACGCCCCGCCGGCCUACUGCACCAACCCUCAGACCACAGAGUUGUGCGCCACCCUCGGACUCGUCGACAUCUACGCUCUGGCAGGCCAGGGCGCACAGAACUCUACGUCCUGGAGAGACGAAGGAGCAAAUGACGAAGAGGAGGACGAGGACAACCGGAGCUCGGGUAGCGUGGACGAACCCAGCGAGUACCCUACCGAGACCUCUAUACUCAGCAACUCCUACAAUCCUGACGAGAUCACCAUUGAGGAUGAGUGGGAGGAAGAGGAGGAGGAGGAAGAAGAGAAGAAUGGAGGAGAGGUAAAGAAGCCUGGGACAGAUGCAGUGGUUCCCGAAGCUCCAGCAGGAGCACAGGACAGCGAUCGGGACAGCAGCCCGCAGCGAGAGGCCGCAGGCAGGCUCGUUUUACCGCCUCCUCGUACUGCAUCAGAGAUGGACGAGCCCCCAGAUUCACCUCCUAGACGUCCUCCAACUUCGACAUCGUUCUCAGGCUGUUGCUCCCAGACGAGUUCGGAGGAAGAGGGGGUCACACCACCGGCCAGAGUGCCCAAGCGCCCAAGUGGAGAAACCAAGGGCUUGUUUAACCCUACAGGCAGCACGCCCAGGAUCAAACGCCGGAAUCAGACCAUCUACGCAGCAGCAGAUGACGAGGAGGAGGAGAGUUAGAGAAAGAGAAGGGAAAAUGUACAGACUGGUGCAGAAAGAGGUUUUUUUUUUUUUUCGUUUACUUAAGAGCUUUUUAGUGUGUUUUUUAACAAGUUUCUUUAAACGUGAAUUAUUAUGAUGAUAAUGGGUUAUAGAAAACCAAGCUACCAUAAUUAUGGGAUAUAUUUUUUUGUUUCUAUGCUCUCAUUGUCAUACACUUGUAUGAUGAUAUUAUCAGUGUCACCAUGACACAUAUUGUUCAUGAUAAACAUUUUUUCAUGACUAA